Messenger RNA from Gryllus bimaculatus (two-spotted cricket), 9655 nucleotides. NCBI's taxonomy places the organism in Eukaryota, Metazoa, Arthropoda, Insecta, Orthoptera, Gryllidae. The record is from the annotation of a GenBank genome assembly.
UUCCAGAGUGAGCGUAGGAAAAAAAGACGUCCACCAUCUUUGAUCCGAUGUACAAUCAUUGAAUGUACUUUGCGAUGUAUAUUAGUUCUAGUAUUAAUCGUUACCGGUGUUUAUUAUCUUUUCACUUAAUUAAAAUGACAUUAAACAGUUAAAUAAAAUUGUUAUGAGGCUUUGACGAAGUACAUAUGAGAUGGAUGAUGAACAAGAAAUAGAUUCUAAAGCCACCUCACCCAGUGGUGUGGGUGAUGAAGAUAUAGAUAUGGAUGAUGCUUCCAUGGGAGAUGGUGAAGAAGAUGAUGACGAUGCAGAACCAGGAACAUCACAAAUUCAGACUCAUGAAGAGUCUUCUUUGGGCCUUGCCCCCUUGAAACAUUCUCAUGUUAGUGGCAAACCAUUAAGCAUUCGGAGGGGUCCAGGGCGGCCUAGGAAAGAAAGACCAACAUCUCGGAGAAAAGGAAGCUUGGGUCUAAAAUUGAAGAAAUGGAGAUCUAAUGUGUACAUGCGUGGAAUGAGCAAGAAUUCCAAAGAUGAUGGUAGAGAAAGUUCAGUGGUUGAAGAUGCUGAUCCUACUAACAAAUCACCUACUCCUAGCCCUAUGGAAGAGUCAAUGCCAACCGGUGUCUUAGCAGAUGACCCAGGAUCUGGUGUGAAUGAAGCUGGUUCAACUGAAAAUGUUGGGGAAACUGGAACUGUUGGUGGAAGUAUUAAACAAGAAAGAAUGCCAGCUCCAGAAGAACCCCCAUAUUUUCCUGAGCAGUGGCCUGGGAAAGUGUGUGCUCUAUGCAACCUUGGAGAAAGAAGUCAGUUGGGCCAGGGAGACUUAAUGCAGUUAAGUUGUCCAGAAGGUUUCACUCCUCUCAAAGCCAGUCCAAGUGGCAGCCGAACAGAGGUAGACCUACUCAGUCCGAGAGGUGAUGGAAAUGAUGGUCCUGAUCGAGAAAGUCCCAUUACUUCAGGUGAUAAGAGCCCUCGUGGCAGUGGUCCUGCUGCAGUGACGAUUCGUCGUCAGAAAAGUAUGGCAAAGUGCAAGAACCCUUCUCAAGCAAUGUAUGUUGAACCUGUGGAUGAAUUGAGUGUUGUGGGGUUUGUUGACGAACCAGAAGUGGGUGUUAUAUUUGAGGCUUCAGGACAUUUUUAUGUUCAUCAUUCAUGUGCUUUGUGGUCAUCUGGUGUUACAAGAACAGAAGAUCUAGUGUUGGAAAAUGUUGGUCCAGCUGUUCUGCAAGGAUCAUCACGUCGUUGUUCAUAUUGUGGUCAUUUUGGAGCAACCAUUUCGUGUAUUGUGGCAUCCUGCCAGAAAUUUUUACAUUUCCCCUGUGCAGCUGCCUCUGGGGCAUUUCAAGAUUGCAAAAGUGUUUCAAUGGUCUGCAAUCAGCAUUUGGAUCAAGUACCUCUUUUAGUGAGUGGUGAAAUAGGUUGCAUGUCAUGUUUUGGAUUGGGAGAUGUUUCCAAUUUAAUGAUGUGCACCAUUUGUGGCCAUCAUUAUCAUGGUAGUUGUGUUGGACUUGCCCUCCUUCCUGGUGUUCGAGCUGGUUGGCAGUGUCCUGAAUGUCGAGUAUGCCAAGUCUGUAGACAAACAGAAGAUGUUUCGAAGGUUAUGUUGUGUGAAACUUGUGAUAAAGCCUACCACCCUCAGUGCCUGCGCCCGGUAGUUACUAGUGUUCCUAAAUAUGGGUGGAAAUGCAAGUGCUGUCGAGUGUGCAGUGACUGUGGUUCAAGAACACCAGGUGCUGGAACAUCAUCUCGAUGGCAUGCUCAUUACACUGUGUGCGAUUCGUGCUAUCAACAGCGAAACAAAGGAUACUCUUGUCCUUUGUGUCGGAGAGCAUAUCGAGCUGCAGCACACAAAGGAAUGGUUCAGUGUAGUCUGUGUCGAAAAUUUGUUCACGGGACAUGUGAUUCUGAAGCUGAACUACAAACAUACCAACAGAAAAAAGAAGCCAAUCCCGACUAUGAAUAUGUUUGUCCCAACUGUAAAAGCUUAACUCUUGCAGGGCGACAGAUGCUAAUGAAGAGAAAAGAUAGUACUGAUGAUGGGCUGGAUUUUAACUUAUCUGCAUCACAAGAAUCUUUAUAUUUGGAUGAAAGUACCGAAUCUGACAGUUUUUCCAUGGACAAACUGGUUUUGAAGUAUCAGACAUGCCAAAAGCAAUUGGUUUAGGCAAAGGCAAGCCAUUUUGUGCCAGUAAGAUUGCAAAAAAGAAACUUGGUCUAAGUUCUAUAUCAGGUCGCCCAAAAGGAGUGGGCAAGGGAGGAGCAGGACUGGGAAAAGGUGGUGCAAGUUACCAGAAGCGUCAAAAAGUGACUGAAUUUGGAAGGAAACGAGGUCCUAAAUCAAAAAUGAGAGGAAUUUUUGGUGUUCCAGGUGUGGGACUGCAGAGGCCACAAGCUGAUUCAUCAUCCACCAAGACUGAAGAUGAACCUGGUGUUGAAAAUCGUCUUGUUCUGUGUUCAGCUAAGGAUAAAUUUGUUUUGACUCAAGACAUCUGUGUGAUGUGUGGUGCUAUUGGUAUGGAUCAGGAAGGUUGCUUGAUAGCAUGUGCUCAGUGUGGCCAAUGUUACCAUCCGUAUUGUGUGAAUGUCAAGGUAACUAAAGUAAUUCUUCAAAAAGGAUGGCGGUGUUUGGAUUGUACUGUCUGUGAAGGGUGUGGUCAAAGACAUGAUGAAGCUAGGUUAAUUUUGUGUGAUGAUUGUGAUAUUUCAUAUCACAUUUAUUGUAUGGAUCCUCCUCUUGAUUAUGUACCUCAUGGAAACUGGAAAUGUAAAUGGUGUGCAAUAUGUGUUUCAUGUGGGGCAAAUGAUCCAGGUUUUAAUUGCACCUGGCAAAAGAGUUUCACAGAAUGUGGCCCGUGUGCCUCUCAUUCAACAUGUCCAUCAUGUUUAGAGUUGUACACUGAAGGAGAUUUACUGAUUCAAUGCAUACAGUGUGAACGUUGGCUGCAUUGUGCAUGUGAUCAAAUUCACACUGAAGUUGAUGCAGAACGUUGUUCAGAAGAGGGUUACAACUGUAUACUUUGUCGUCCUCGAGAUGUGCCCCCACCUCACCUAGUGCCUCUUCCAGCACCACCUAAGCCCCCUACGCCAACAAAGAGUCCAGAACCAAUUAAGACAACACCUCAGGAUUUCUUCUUGGAUGGUGUGUACCUUUCUGAGUCAGGACUGCGACAAAUUAAGUCUUUAACAGGUGAGCAACCACUUGCUCGCAAAAAGAGAAUGGCCAAGAAGAUUCCUACAAAAGCUGACAAAGAAGCUGGAAUUUUGGCUACAAUAGAAUCAGUUGUUGCAGGAGGUAUUUUAGAUAAUACAGCAGAAGUAGAAGGAAUCAAAAUGGAAAUAGAUGAGGUUAAAGAGAUUAAAGAAGAGCCAAUGGAAUUCAAGGAAGGUAUGAUUGUAACUCCUAGAGAAGAUGGUAAGCCACCUGAGCCUCCUGAGGGAUUUACAAUCUGCACCACAGAAAGUGGUGUAAUGGUACUCCGAAGAAAAAGACAGCGCAAUUUACAAAAAUUAGGCAUUGGAGGCUUUGUAGCUAGACUUAGAAAUACCCGGUGUAAGGAUAAAGAAGAUGAAGAAACUCCUGGGGGAACUGCAACUACUCCUCCAGCAAAUGGAGGAAAUGAAGAAGAUAAACCUGUUCGCCGGAAACCUCAAAGAAGAAAAGCACGUAGUAAACUAAUGGAAAGUUACCCUUCUUACCUCCAGGAAGCUUUCUUUGGCCGUGAUUUACUUGACACUUCAAAAGAGAAAGGUGUUGGUAGUAGCAGUGGAUCUGAAGAUGAUCAAGAGGCUACUCGUGUCAGUGAAGACAAAACUAUACAGUUGUCACAGGAUGAAUUAAAAGCAAUAGAGGAGGUGAAAGCUAAACAGGAUAAAGAAACUGAUAAAACUGAAAAGAAAUCUGAUGAUGUGGAUGGUACUUCUACAAAAUCACCUAUAAAAGAAGAAGAUGAGGGGAGUGACUCAGAAGUUCUAAAAGAUAUUCUACCAAGUGUUCUUAUAGAUACUGAUUUAGUGAAUACUAUUAUGAAUGAUGAUGAUGACGAUAUUACUAAGAGUGCAGAGAAUUUGGGAGAUAUUGGAGAUGAUUCAGAGCUGAAUGAUUCCUUGUCCAUGACCGAAGGUGGCGGUGAUGUUUCUGGAGCAAGUCACAAAGAUGAGCUCACUGACAUUCUUAGCCCCCACUUUAACCUCGAAUCAAUGGUCAGAGACACAGGUCUACCUAACAUGGACAGCAAGGAUGUUGAGGAAAUUUUUAAAGGUGUCCUCACAGAUGAAUCCCAAGAAUCUCAAGAAUCAAUUUUUCCUCUUGGUCCUGUACCUACACCUUCUACAGCUCUUGGCUCAAAUAUUCCUCCUGGUUCCAGUGGCAUGGUUUCACCUUCCCAUGCAUCACAUCCAGUUCUUCAGCCUGGAAUGGGUUUGAACCGGCAGCAAGGAGGACUUCCACCUGUUGGACAAACAAGUUUACCAUCCCCCAUUGGGUUUCCACCCCAAUCACCCUAUGAGUAUAGCAAUAGUCCUCAGUUCAGCCCAGCUUUCUCUGAGCCAAAUAGUCCUUGGCGAGCUCAUGUGGAUACUGAGGAUGGAGGAAUGGGCAAUUACUCUCAGCGCCCUCCAGGUAGUAAAAUGGAGGCUGAUGAAGCUUUGGGGACAGGUGCCACAAUUUCUGCUGUUCUUUAUGCAAAUGUGACUCAUCCAGAGUGGAAAAAGGAAUUUCCAGUGUGGAGUGAUAGAUGCAAGCAGAUUGCAAAGACAUGGCGUGCUCUCCCUGCAGAGAAGAGAGCACCAUUCUUACAACAAGCACGUGACAACAGGGCUAAUUUCCGUAUAAAGAAAACACAACAGGAUCAGGACAAAAUUCUGCAACAACAGAAAUCAUGUCGAGAAGCUGAACAGGAACGCCAGUGGAAGCAAUUACAAGCUCUACGACAGCAGCAAGCCCAGCAACAUCAGGCAGUCCUCCAGGAACAACGGGUGCAAGGAAUCAUUGACAAUGGAUCAUCCCCUCUUGCAAAAGGAGAAUUGGCUGCAUGUAUGUAUAAAUUUUUCAAUAACAAAACCCUGAAUUAUAUUCAUUGCCAUUAUUCUGUGUUUCAUUAUUUGUGGUCCUUUAUCACUUAGUGCUUUGAAUUGCAAAUUUAUUUAUACUUGUAAACAUUGAAUUUCUAAAAGUAUGUGUAUUUCAGCAAUACAACGGGUUCAACGACAGAUGAGUAUUGAUGGUAGUCCUUUUCAAGUCCAAGAUCAAUCAGCACCUCCGUUGACUUCUCAGUUGCAAGUGUCAACAUCUCAGGAACCCAACUUGAUGACUGCCAUGGUUUCACCUCAGUCUGGGCCAAGACCACAAUUCCCUAUGCCACCUUCUAAAAUACGAAGUAUUGUUCCACCACAGAGCCCAGGAAAUGUACCAUUCAGCCAUCCAAAUCUUCCUCCACCCUCAUUGCCUCCACCUCAUGGAGCACGACAGGAAAUUUCUGGACCAAUUCGACCAAAUACACUUGCCAUCCAGAGAGGUGGACCACCGCCCGUAAUGCGACAGAGUGUGGCUGUAUCAGAAUCUUUUAUCAACAGAUUUUCUGGGCAAACACAGUCACCUUUCUCACCUCAACAACCUCAGUCCCCUCACGAUCAGUUUUCCCCUUCAGCUGCUGUGUCCGGUACUACAUCUCAAACUGGUCCUCAAAGUGAUCUGUUUCAACGACCUACGGAUACUUCUCCUUCUGAUCCCUAUGCUCAAGCUCCACAAACUCCUCGACCUACCUUCCCUCCCCUUUCAAGAAGUACAAGCUUCAUUCCAGGUGCUCGACUGCCUCAUGUUCCUUUAUCAGAAGCAUUUGUUCCUCCUGGUACUCCUAGACCACAGUUCUCUGGUGCAACACCUCGUCCUACUUCACAGAUUGUGUUUUCCACUCCUCGUAUGCAGGAUCCUUAUGCCCAACAGCCUGCAACACCAAGGCCACCUUCACAAAUGGAUUUGUAUGCCCAGCCUCCUUCCACACCACGUCCAGCGCCUGCAGUGGAUCCCUAUGCAGUCCAGCCUCAGACUCCUCGACCUCAGGAUCCAUAUGCCCAACAACCUCCAACGCCUCGUCCCCGUCCUGAAGGAGAGAUAUUUCCUUCACAGCAGCAACCUGCACCUCCUCCAUUGCAACAGCAACAACCACAGCAAUCUCAACCACCUCAGCAGCAGCAACCACAGCAACCAUCCUCUCAACUGCCUCAGCAACCUCAGACUCAGCAACAACUUAGGGAUCUUCUUCAAGGACAACAACUGCGGAAAAUGGAACAAGAGAGGAUAUGGGGAGCUGGGACUCAUUCUGACAAUCAAUCUGGAAAUCAAGAUGGUCCUGUUCCUCCACAAAAUUCUCCACAGCCUCCUCAACAGUCAGCAAAUCAGCAAAUUUCAAGUCCUUUGACUGCAUCUGUCCUGCAGCAACAAAAGAUUUCUCAACCAGGAAUGCCUCCUUUUGAUCCUAGUACAGCAGUGAAUGCAAGUCAGCAAAUUGCUGUAUCUCAAGAUGGCACAUUUCGACAACCAUUACCUCCAGCAAUUGCACGGCCUCGUUUGCCUGUGCCCUGCAAUGUUGUUGUUCGUGGCCCUGGUGUGAGACAUUCUCUCCCUGUGUUAGACCCUCGUUUACAGGGUAUGGAUCCUCGAAUGAGACAAAUUUUGCAGCAGCGAGCCUUGGCAAAUGCACAGUCUUUCCCUCCAUCACAAAUGGUGCACAGAGUACCUGGACCACGCAACCCAUUGGAUCCAUAUGAUCAUUUGGUUCAACGCCCCCAACAACUUCCAUUUCCCCAAGUAAGCCAACAACAAGCUACUCCAACUGCUAUGCCUACAUCUGCAGCACCUGCUCCUGCUGUAUCUACUUCUGUGGCAACUUCCACUGCGUUUCAUCAGUCCUCCCAGCAAAUUUCCACUGCAUCAGAAACCCAAGAAAUCCCUGAAAGUGUAACUGCUGAACUUGAGAAAUUAGAGCAAGAAGGUGGAGGGAUAGUGGAAGUGGAAGGAGUGGGAGCAAUUCUUGCAGAUCUAGGAGAUGAUGAUGAAUUGCUAGAAAUGGGCAAUGACUUCAAUAUCCUAGCGUACGCAGAUCCAGAGUUGGAUGCUGUAACUGGAGGAGAAAAGACCAAUAUUCUUGAUGAGAACUUAGAUUUAGAAGAAGAGGAUAAUAAAGAGGAUCAUAAAGGGUUAAAGAAAGAUGUUGCAGAAAAUAAAUCCAGUUCUCAACCUAAACCGCCAGAUAACAGCACAAGUGGAGCACAACAAAUUAAAGUUGAACUACCAACAUCAUCUGUAGUGACUACACCCCAGAAUGUCACUUCAUCUGGAGGUACUCAGUCAGUUCAGCCUGGGCCAGUAUCAAUGGAUCCUGCUUUGCAGGGUCAGACUCGUAUUCAGAAAUUGCAUCAUAUGCCUCCAUCUUCUCAUUUGCCUCAGCGACAGUUGCAUAUCCCACCACAAUUACAGCACCCUUUGCCGCAACAGCAACAACAACAGCAGCAGCAGCAACAACAACAACAACAACAACAACAACAACAACAACAACAAGUUUUGCAAACACCUUCAACAUCUCUGCCACAGCAGCCUACUGUUGUACGCACCGGUUUGGUCACAGGAAGAAUUAUGUCUUCAGAAUCAGGAUCUACUACUUUUGCUGGGUCCUUUCCAGCCAGUGCCACUGGACAGGCUGGUGUGAAACCGGGUAAUAUUUCUGGUCAACUUGUCCAGCGUGCAUUGGUCCAACAACAAGUGCAACAACAGGACCAGCAGCGGGGACAAAUUCGACUAGGGUCUGGAGUUUUGCCCCCUGGCAUCCGUGAUGCUGCUGGCCGGGUGGUUGCAGGACCGUUGGUUCAGCAUCCGGCUGGGCGAAUAGGCUUGGGCCCUCCACCACCACCACCACCACCUCCGCCUUAUCCUGGGCCUCCACCUCCUUACCCUGGACCAGCUGCUGGGCCUUGUCAGCAGAUGCCUCCAGCAGGACUGCGUGGCAUUGGUGUGGGUUUGCCCCUGGGCCCCCCAAGGCCACCUCCAAUGGCCAUGAUGCCACAGAUGGUUGGGGGCAUAUUGCCCCCUCCGGGGGCGGGCCCCAUGCCCCCACACAUUCAGCGCAGAUCUUUGCUGCUGCAGGAGCAGCCUCUGUUAUUGGAAGACCUGCUUGAACAGGAAAAAAGGGAACAAGAAAAGCAACAACAACAACAAAUUUUGCCUCAACAGCCACCUCCACCGCCUCCACCUCCACCACCUCCACCACCUGCUGUUGUGCAGCCUCCACCAGGCUCAGCACCCCAAGCUCCUCCAUUACCAGAUACAUCAUCAACUCUGUUCAGUGAUGUAGACUUUGAAAGGUUGAGGGCUGAUGUAUUGGGAUCCACAUCUGCUGGGAGUACACCCAAUUUGGGACCAUCUCAAAUGUCAUCACCCCCUCAGGGAGUUCCAGCACAAGCAGCGUUACCAACUGGGAAUAUUGUAGCAGGAAGUGCUCCUUUGCGAGCACCAUAUCCCCCUCGCCCAGUGUCACAGCCGCCUGCUUCGUGGCAAGCUGGUGGGACCUCGCCUUCUGUGGACUCCAAAGGCCCAACUGGCAACCUUUUGCUGCGACAGCAGUCAGCUCCUGGGCCUUUAGGUGCAUCUUCUAACCAGCCAUCAGUUGCUGGUCCACCUGCUCCUCCAGUUACACCAGCUCCUCCUGCUCCACCACUCUCCAGCCCCAGUCUAGCGCAAUCAGACACUCCAGGAAUGGCUGGACGAGUGCCACUCUUCAAUGCACCACAUCUGCCAGCACCUCCAAUGCCUCCAGAGAAUAUCGUCACGGAGCAAGAUCGUCAGAUGCAAGUGCAGUAUGAGCAGUGGCUGAAUCAUCAACAUCAAGUCGUGUCGAACCAGCUCAAGUACUAUGAAACAGAGGUGAACAAAUUGCGCAAAAUCCGCAAGUCACUAAACAGCAAACAGCGACAGCUUCGGAAAGCUGGUAAUGAGUUGGCUGAGCCUGAUGCACUGGAACUGCAGAGAGUCUCAUCUGAACAAGCAGUCCUUCAGAAGCAGUUGGAAGCUAGUCGCAAACAGAGUCGUCAACAUGGGGCACUUAUUCAGGAGUAUCGUAACAAGCAACAACAGAAGCCACGCCCACCACUCUUGAUGAGUACAAAUCCCCCUCAGUCACAACAGUCACCACUUGGCCCCCCUGCAUCAUCACCCAUACAUCCAUCUACUCCUCAGUCUCCAAUGAUGUCUUCUUCUCCUUCACCUUUACAUAGUCCUGGUCCUUUGCUUUCUCAUAGUCCUGGUCCUGGGUCUGUGACAUCAAUGCUUCAACAUAGUCCAGGAACCAAUAGUGGCUUGUCACCACACAGUCUUCAACCGUCACCUCGAAUGGGUACUCCUCAUUCUCAGAGUGAAGAGAGUCCUUUCAGUCCUGGAACUUCCCAAGAGCUGUUACGCUCAUUGCCAUCUCCACAACAAGCCUGUCCUCCCCCACCAGGGAGACUGACAUCUCCACAAGCUACACCUCGUAUGGCCUCACCUCAACAUAGAAUGGGAGCUUCUACUCCUCAAGGCAUUGGUCGUAUUGUCACCAGUCCUGUUUCAUACUCUGGUGAAAUGCGUCCUGGACAGCAGCAAUUUGUUAAUGAGCCUAUUCGGUACGUAUAG